AUGGAUCCAUCUCGGCGCUCCGGUGCAUGCCGCGUUUGCUUCUGCACAUUUCUGGUAGUGCUCUUCGGCAGGCUGUGCCACUCCUUGAGCUUGUGCUGGGUUGGUACCACUCGACUUGCCGCCCAACUGCCACUUGGUGGCUUGCUGCACAUUCGCUCUAGCCAAAGUUCCAUUUCAAAGGACACUCAGACAGCCCACAAAGAGACGGUAGCAUUGGCUGCAAAGCGCUCAUCGACUGCGAGCAUCGUCGGAUCCCAGGAUCUGAACUUAUACGGUCAAGAGCUCAAGCCUUGCUCCCAGGAGGGGGACACAACUACGGGCUGGACUCGCACUGGGUUUUGUGCAUGGGAACCGUCGGACAGCGGAUAUCACCAAGUGUGUGUCACCAUGAGCCAACAGUUCCUGCAAUCCAGUACGAAAUAUGACGCGAAUGACUUGUCUACUGUGGUGACGGAUGGCGGUCACUGGUGCGUCUGUGCCUGGGCUUGGGCGGCCGCAGUGUCUCGUGACCCUGAGCGCUUCGAGAAUCUGAAGCUGGAUUGUGCUAGGACCAAUGCCUACCUUCGAGACGUGUACCAGAGCUAUUCUGCCUCUGGCCAGGGCCUAACAUCACCAUCAGGCGUGCAGUAUGAGGCACAGGCAGCUUUGGAGGCAGUCGAUCGACUCUGCAAAGCAUGA
Symbiodinium necroappetens is the source of this 678-nucleotide messenger RNA. NCBI's taxonomy places the organism in Eukaryota, Dinophyceae, Suessiales, Symbiodiniaceae. The record is from the annotation of a GenBank genome assembly.